Molecule: messenger RNA, 965 nt
Organism: Linepithema humile (Argentine ant)
Lineage: Eukaryota; Metazoa; Arthropoda; Insecta; Hymenoptera; Formicidae
Gene: Vps24
Product: vacuolar protein sorting 24
Biological process (GO): late endosome to vacuole transport; protein transport; endosome transport via multivesicular body sorting pathway
Cellular component (GO): ESCRT III complex; multivesicular body
Source: RefSeq, a predicted model, not a curated record
CAUAACCUUGAUAAAAUCAACGACGAGGUUAUGUUGAAUACUUUGACGUUUCUAUCGACGCAAUUUAAACAUGGGUUUGUUUGGAAAAUCGCAAGAAAAGAACCCAAAAGAAAUGGUUCAGGAAUGGAUUCACAAAUUGAGGAAAGAAAGUUGCCAGCUUGACAGGCAACUUAGAGCAAUUCACAGAGAAGAGGAAAAAAUAAAACGUUCUCUAAAAGAAGCAGCAAAGAAAGGAGAUAAAGAUGUAUGCAAAAUCCUUGCGAAGGAAAUUAUAAGAGCUCGUAAAGCCUGCAACAAGAUUUAUUCUUCCAAAGCACAGCUAUAUUCUGUGUCAUUACAAAUGAAAGAUCAAGUAGCAGUACUCAGAGUUGCUGGUUCGCUUCAGAAAUCUACGGAAGUAAUGCAAGCAAUGCAGUCUUUGAUAAAAGUGCCAGAAGUGGCUGCAACUAUGAGAGAAAUGUCAAAAGAAAUGAUGAAGGCAGGAAUUAUCGAAGAGAUGUUGGAUGAAACAAUGGAUUCUAUUGAAGAUUCUGAGGAUAUGGAAGAUGAAGCUGACGAAGAAGUUGAUAAGAUUUUAUGGGAAGUGACAGCUGGCCAACUAGGCACAGCUCCUGCAGUUGUCACAGAAACUCCUGGAUCAGUUGUACCUUCUACCUCGACAGAAGAAGAACCAGAAGAGGAUGACAAAGAACUCGAAGAGAUGAAAAACAGAUUGCAAAGUCUUCGCAGUUAGAUGAAUGGAUAAUCCAAGAAUAUUUGCAUCAAAUGUCAGGGAAAUAAGUAUUUUCUCCUAAUAAUAAUACUUAUUAAAUAAAUAAUAAUACAAAUUAUAAAUAAUAGCGUUCGCCUAUUCAUCACAAUAUAUUAUUUUGCUUUUUAUUGUAAAUAUUAUAUAUACUAUUGCUUUGUAGAGUACUUAAGCAGUAUAUUUCUACAUGCAUUGUUGAAUAAUAAUUUUCCUCAUA